Messenger RNA from Pristis pectinata (smalltooth sawfish), 2062 nucleotides. Its product is annotated as cortexin-3. The record is from RefSeq and is a predicted model, not a curated record. Bases 188 to 550 code for a protein of 120 amino acids. Lineage: Eukaryota; Metazoa; Chordata; Chondrichthyes; Rhinopristiformes; Pristidae. The transcript has 2 exons.
UGAUCUCCCUGAAAGUCGGUAAUCAGAAUGACAGUGCAUGGGGAGGGGAGGGGAGGAGACGUCGAGUCAACAGAGAUUGGUCCAACGACACAGCACAGACCGGAAUCCUUGCUCGUAACAUCCAUGCCGGUAAUAUGUAAAUCCAAAUGUGAUUUGGCAAAGUAUUGACACCGUUGCAUUUGGACGUAUGGUACAUGGUUCUUCUAAGUAUGUAGAUCGAGGGCUUCGAUGCAGACGUUCUCGCCAUGGGCUCAAGGAAUUGAUUAUGAGAAAGAUACAAUUCUGGGAACAUUCUCUUCAACUCGCCUGGAGCAUGGAAAGUGAAACCACGUCCACCCUGCUGCCGCCUGUCGACCCAGCCCACCACGGUAUGACUCUGGAGCAGAAAACUACCUUCGCUUUUGUUAUCUUCCUUUUUAUCUUCUUGGGGAUCCUCAUCGUAAGAUGCUUCAGGAUCCUCCUGGAUCCAUACAGGAGUAUGCCCACGUCCACAUGGGCGGACGGGCUGGACGGUUUGGAGAAAGGACAGUUCGACUAUGCAUUGGCCUGAAAGGGAGGUUGUGGUGACAGUGACUGAUGGAUUCCAGGAGGCAGUCUGUGCCCACUCUGUGACCGCAAGCUCACGUUGCCAAUAGGAUCUUUUCAUCAGCAGCUGGCUACGAACUAUCUUCAGAAUGGCACAGCUGAUUUAACACUCUAAGUACUUCAAUGGUACUGUGCAACUCUCUGAUAUGACUGGUUAUUUGACAAGAGCGGUGCAUUGUCAACCCGCAACAGCCAUGUCUUAAACCUGGAAAUGUAGUUACAUUAUUGCCUUUCCAGCGCCGGAUGGUAUUACAGAACUAAACAUAUUGUUGGGGUAUCAAUAACACGUACGUAGAUACACUGUAAAUGAGUAAAUGAUAGAUUCAUGGACAUCUCGACAUAUCUGGGCCGAGGAAUCCAUAGCUAAAAGUUGCAGAAUAAUUACGGGGAUUACACUACAUGGUAUUUUAGAAGAGACGUGUGCGGGUUACAGAUAAGCAAUUGCGGAUUUGAACUAUUUACGUAAAAUCUUAAUUAACACAUUUGAUGUAAUUUAGUCACACUCUUAGAAGCCUCUUUAGAGAAGCCUCUUUAGUCUUCCUAAUGCAGGUCUUGAAUACGACCAAGGUUGUGAUGAAGCUUUCACUUAGAUCUAGGAGUUAUGCACCACUCAAUGAAGAGAACAGACGAUUUUAUUUCAGAAUGUCAACCUUGUUUUUUUCCCCCAUGAAUCAAUAAGUAUAAAAUAAAACAUAACAUCGGUCGCUCAGAGUACUUAGAUGGCGUCUUGAUUUUGACUUUCAUAUCUUGAAUUCCAAUCGUUAAUACACUAACUUUUCUCCCUUUAGUAACCCGACAGGCGCAGAAACACAUGGCCCCCAUCCAAGCUGAGAAUCACACACAUCUCACUGAACUUAUUCCAGGCAGUUUGGGUUGGGUUGGCAGAGAAAACAUUUGGGCCCCACCAGUUUACUCGCUAAACUUUGCAGUCUACCAGCACAGCAGGGAGAUUUUUAUAAUUCUUGAUGCAACUGAAAUCGCUCUGCCAUUGGAUCUCAGGCUGUUCAUAGUCAAACGGCAAGAAUCACACCUUUAUUGCCAUGUCUAAACCUUAGCUGCACGGUCAAUCAUCAACCAUGCCCUAGAGGAUAACAUGGUUUAGUACUGGUUUACUCGUUCUGCCAAUAUUGACUUAUUUGUUCUGAAGUUCCACUGCCGUCCAUUAUUUUGGAGUUAAGGAGACCCUGUAAGACACCAUCACAGCUUGCCCAAUAUCCAAUCUUCACAACCUCAAGGUCAUUGGCUAAUUAACAAACGGAACAUCGACAGAACAAACAAUAAGUCUCAUGAGGUAUGAGCAUGUAUCACUGUGAACAAUACUACUAUAAAUAAUGCAAUACAAUGUGCUUCCAUACUGUGAUGGACAUAUUGAUAUAUCUCACACAAGCAAUUCCAUCCAAUGGAGAUUUCAGACUGUGAUGAUCCCAAGAUCUGUCCAACUUCACCUCACAAAAGAUGUGAGCUUUGUUUAUUAAAU